Mirounga angustirostris (Northern elephant seal) is the source of this 2083-nucleotide messenger RNA. RefSeq names its product tubulin epsilon 1 (gene TUBE1). Gene Ontology annotation, cellular component: microtubule; cytoplasm. NCBI's taxonomy places the organism in Eukaryota, Metazoa, Chordata, Mammalia, Carnivora, Phocidae. Gene Ontology annotation, molecular function: structural constituent of cytoskeleton; GTP binding. The record is from RefSeq and is a predicted model, not a curated record. Gene Ontology annotation, biological process: mitotic cell cycle; microtubule cytoskeleton organization. The transcript has 9 exons. The coding region runs from base 881 to 2083 and encodes 400 amino acids.
UCUUUCUAAUAUACUACUGUGAUAUACUAUUGUACAGUUAGAAAUAGAAUAUUUCUAAUAUACUGGGUAAGACUACUUCAAUUGCUUGCUUAUAGUAGCAUAGUUAACUACACAAACAAACAAACAAAAAACAAGAAGAGCAUAGAGUUUGGUGGUUAAGACUGAAGAUUCUGCAGCCAGACUAACCAGGUUUGAAUCUCCGCUCCAUCACGUACUAGCUGGGUGAUCACAGCUAAGUGAUUUAGCUUUCCUAGGCCUCAGUUUUCUCACGUGUAAAGCGGGGGUAAUUAUAGUACCUAUGCACCAGGUUGUGAGGAUCAAAUGGGGUAAUGCAUACAAAGCACUUAGAAUACUGUAAGUGCUUCAAGUCACAGGGUCACAAGAACUAAAAAAGCCUGCAAACCAAGCACUUUCUCUGUGACCCUGAAUCAAAGAGUUAAUAGCUUUGUAGGGUACUCUGUUAUUUCAGAAUUUUUUUCAGCUUUUUUAACUAUUUAUUUUACCUUUUCACUUACCUUCCUCAGUGUAGAAAACAUGGGAAGUACAAAACAGUGAGGGUAGGGGUUUUAUAAUCCUACUGCCAAGCUAUCCUUGCCUACAUUUUGCUGUGUUUCCCUUCAAUCUUUUCUAUUUUUCUUUCCAUACUUAAUUUUAUGUUUUAUAUUCUCAUUUUCUUCUUGGUAAUAAAGGUUAUCUCCCAUGUCAAUAAUGUUUGCGGUAAUGAAUUAGAUUUUCUUGGGUGUAGAGACCCAUUGUCAUCUUUGACUUCUAUCCAGGGCCUUGGUUUGCACCUGAUAGUAAGUUUACUGAUUUGAACUGGACAGUUUUGGGCUGCAAUUCAUGAAGAGCAGCAUGGUUGUUCCUGGCUGUCUUGAUUGACAUGGAGGAAGGGGUAGUAAAUGAACUUCUGCAGGGACCAUUGAGAGAUGUGUUUGAUAGCAAGCAGCUCAUCACUGAUAUUUCUGGCUCAGGCAAUAAUUGGGCUGUGGGGUACAAAGUUUUUGGCAGUCUUUAUCAAGAACAGAUUUUAGAGAAACUCAGAAAGUCGGCAGAGCACUGUGAUUGUUUGCAGUGUUUUUUUAUAAUACAUUCCAUGGGAGGAGGAACAGGAUCUGGACUUGGCACAUUUCUUUUAAAUUUGCUUGAGGAUGAAUUCCCAGAAGUAUACAGAUUCGUGACAUCAGUUUAUCCUUCUGGUGAGGAUGAUGUCAUAACCUCACCUUACAAUAGCAUCUUGGCAAUGAAGGAACUUAAUGAGCAUGCAGACUGUGUGUUGCCCAUUGACAACCAAUCUUUAUUUGACAUCAUUAGCAAAAUUGACCUCAUGGUGAAUUCUGGAAAGUUGGGCACAACUAUAAAGCCAAAGAGUCUGGUUACUUCAAGUGCUGGGGCUGUCAAAAAGUGGCACCAGAGGCCCUUUGAUGCAAUGAACAACAUUGUGGCCAAUUUGCUGCUGAACCUAACAAGCUCUGCAAGGUUUGAAGGGUCCCUUAAUAUGGACCUUAAUGAAAUCAGCAUGAAUUUAGUUCCUUUUCCUCAACUGCAUUAUCUUGUGUCAAGCCUAACACCUCUAUAUACACUGGCAGAUGUUAACAUUCCUACCCGAAGGUUGGAUCAGAUGUUUUCAGAUGCCUUUAGUAAAGAUCACCAGCUAAUUCGGGCUGACCCCAAACAUAGUCUCUACCUUGCCUGUGCCCUUAUGGUUAGAGGAAAUGUACAGGUUUCAGAUCUUCGCAGAAAUAUUGAAAGAUUAAAACCUUCUCUACAGUUUGUCUCCUGGAAUCAAGAAGGAUGGAAAACCAGCCUGUGUUCAGUCCCUCCUGUGGGCCAUUCCCAUUCAUUAUUAGCUCUAGCAAAUAACACAUGCGUGAAGCCUACCUUCAUGGAACUGAAAGAGAGAUUCAUGAGGCUCUACAAGAAAAAGGCUCAUCUUCAUCACUAUCUACAAAUUGAAGGGAUGGAAGAAAGCGGUUUCAUGGAAGCUGUGUCAUCUUUAUCAGGGCUCAUAGAGGAAUACAACCAACUGGAUGCCACGAAAAGCAUGCCUGUGGAAGAUUUUCCUAGACUAAGCAUAGCUGUGUAA